Molecule: messenger RNA, 1315 nt
Organism: Paramormyrops kingsleyae
Lineage: Eukaryota; Metazoa; Chordata; Actinopteri; Osteoglossiformes; Mormyridae
Source: RefSeq, a predicted model, not a curated record
CAGAUCACAUAGGAAGAGAAGCGGGUUCGGACGUGGAGAUGUGCAGCACUGGCUUGUAUGAUAGAGAUCGGUAAUAAAAAAAAAAUCCAAAGAAACCGAGGGGCCUUAAGACCACAAUCAGGCGACUACACUCAUCAUUGGCAGGAAGUGGUAAAUAGAUUAAUGUCCUGAAUGAAGACCGCAUACCCCGCCUAUCUAUGCCUUGCCAAGGAUUUGGAUGCUUGCACCAUGAACCCAGAGAUGACAAUGGAGAGCAUUGGCAGUCUGCAUUGUGGAGUAAACCACGACCACGGUCUGAUGAAUAUUCACAGUGCCCAACAUAAUCGGAACACAGACGCUUCUUUGCGGAUCCAUCAGGAUUUAACAGCAGCAUCUUCGCGGUCAGCUAUGGUUUGUAGUAUGGCUACGAUUCUUGAUGGGUCUGGAGAGUACCGUCCUGAAUUGUCUCUCCCACUCCAUCACGCGAUGAGCAUGUCAGGCGACACAUCCCCAUCUGCGAUAGGAAUGAACGGAACCUAUACUCAUUUAACUCCACUCCAGCCACUGCCGCCCAUAUCUACUGUUUCGGAGAAAUUCAACCAUCCCCAUCAUCAUCACCAACACCAACGUAUUUCUGGAAACGUAACAGGAAGUUUUUCGUUAAUGCGGGAUGAAAGGAGUUUACCAGCAAUAAACAACCUCUACAGCCAGUACCAUAAAGACAUGACAGGUAUGAAUCAAAGUUUAUCCCCGUUGGGCAGCAGUCCCCUUGGAAACAGCCUGAGUACCAUUCAUAACACACAGCAGAGCCUCCACAACUAUGGAAGUCAUGGGCCCGACAAGAUUCUGAGCCCCAACUUUGAUGACCAUCCCACGAUACUCGCCAGAGGGGAUCAACACUUUUCUCGAGGACUCAAUGGUACCACGACAGGUAUUAUCCCACAUUUAAACGGAAUGCACCAUACUGGACAUCAAGGGCACCCUCAAUCCCACGGGCCCACGUUAAUUUCCAGCCGAGACAGACCGCCCUCCUCCCCUGAAACGCAAGGUGCCAACUCGGGGCAGCUGGAGGAGAUCAACACCAAGGAACUGGCACAAAGAAUAGCGGCGGAACUAAAGCGAUACAGCAUCCCGCAGGCUAUCUUCGCUCAGCGAGUACUCUGUCGCUCGCAGGGGACCCUGUCUGACCUUUUAAGGAACCCGAAACCUUGGAGUAAACUUAAAUCUGGAAGGGAGACUUUUAGGCGAAUGUGGAAAUGGCUGCAAGAACCUGAGUUUCAAAGAAUGUCGACCCUACGACUUGCAGGUAAGGCAGGUACCCUGACAAAAGCUUUGU